Molecule: messenger RNA, 720 nt
Organism: Rhodamnia argentea
Lineage: Eukaryota; Viridiplantae; Streptophyta; Magnoliopsida; Myrtales; Myrtaceae
Exons: 4
Coding region: 80-709 (209 amino acids)
Source: RefSeq, a predicted model, not a curated record
CGUGAGCUAAAAGUUUGUGACUGGUGAGUGCUUGGAGCUACAGUUGGAAACUUCAUCAUAAUUCAUAAUUUUCAAGGAGAUGUUUAGAAGGGAAUGGAGGCUUGAGCAUCCGAACUACAUACUCGCAAAGAAUCUGAAAAGUCUGCAAACAAAAUACAUGGAGGAGGAAGGAGAGAAAAGUCCUGCCCCGGCCUUAUCCGUGCUCCAAAGAAUAGACCGCCUCGGUCAUUUGCUACAGGCUCUGGAGGAGAGGCAGAACUCAUCAGCAAGAUAUCCUUCAGGCCUGGCCGUGGAGAAAAUCAGAACAAAAGAACAAGAUCAUUGCAAGGCCAUAUCAUCUGCACUAGAGGAAGCUCAUCACAAAGGGACAUUGAUGGAUCGAGUGGCGAUGCUCGAGGACCGAGUCUUACAGUUGAGCCUAGAGAUUGAAGUCGGAAACAUUUCAAAGUCAAGCUAUUCCGUCGUCCCGACAACAACUGAAAAGGUCGAUCAUUGCACUUCAGAAUUGGCCGUGGUUGCCACGGAGAGUGCGGAUUCGAAGGAACACCGACAAGAGAACCCACAUGCUCUCUCGACACAAGAAAAGGGCUGUGCAGACGAAGAAGCAUGUGUUGAAAAGACAAAAAUAGCAGGAAGCCAGAAAGGCAAGAGGCGGUCAAUGCUGGGGAGAAGUAAUUGCUUUGUGUGGUGGUCUAGACUGGGAUGUUGAUUCUCUCUCUC